Messenger RNA from Macadamia integrifolia, 1368 nucleotides. Its product is annotated as ATP-dependent Clp protease proteolytic subunit 5, chloroplastic-like. The record is from RefSeq and is a predicted model, not a curated record. Gene Ontology annotation, cellular component: endopeptidase Clp complex. Bases 137 to 1042 code for a protein of 301 amino acids. Gene Ontology annotation, molecular function: serine-type endopeptidase activity; ATP-dependent peptidase activity; ATPase binding. NCBI's taxonomy places the organism in Eukaryota, Viridiplantae, Streptophyta, Magnoliopsida, Proteales, Proteaceae. Gene Ontology annotation, biological process: protein quality control for misfolded or incompletely synthesized proteins. The transcript is spliced from 9 exons.
GCUCUACACGCUGUGUCGCGCAACAGAGGAUCCCGGUCAGAGUCCAGACUCCAGAGGUUUCCCUCGUUCACUCUUCAGGGAUAACAGGGAAACUCGAGACCUGAAUUCAGUGAAGGGAAUUGUGUUUUUGUUAACAAUGGCGCAUUCUUGCGUCGCAACCUCCGCUUCGGCUUUCAGAGUCGACUCCCUUGUCUUCUCCUCCCACUCUACUUCACGCCGUGAAAUUCACUGGGUAUCCUUGCCGAUCGGGAACGAACCCUCCAGGAAGUUAAGGAAGUCGCUUUCUAAUGGGAAAACCAUUCGAAGAUGUUCUUCGACGAUGGCAGUUUACUCCAAUGAGUUUUUGGAACCAGAAGGGAGUUUGCGACAAGGGAUUUGGUCCAUCAGGGAGGAUUUGCAAGUUCCAUCUUCACCGUACUUUCCACCCUAUGCACAAGGAGCACAAGGGCCUCCUCAAAUGGUGCUAGAGCGUUUCCAGAGCGUUGUUAGCCAGCUCUUUCAGCAUAGGAUAAUACGUUGUGGUGGUGCUGUUGAUGAUGACAUGGCGAACAUUAUUGUUUCACAGCUUCUCUAUCUUGAUGCCGUCGAUCCGAACAAGGAUAUUGUCAUGUACGUGAACUCUCCUGGAGGAUCAGUGACAGCUGGUAUGGCCAUAUUUGAUACGAUGAGGCAUAUCCGACCUGAUGUUUCAACUGUAUGUGUAGGACUGGCUGCUAGUAUGGGGGCUUUUAUUCUUAGUGCUGGCACCAAGGGAAAACGGUAUAGCUUACCAAACUCAAGGAUAAUGAUACAUCAACCCCUUGGUGGAGCUCAAGGUGGCCAAACUGAUAUAGACAUUCAGGCAAAUGAGAUGUUGCAUCACAAGGCUAAUUUGAAUGGGUACCUCUCCUACCAAACUGGCCAGAGCCUUGAGAAGAUCAAUCAGGACACUGACCGUGAUUUCUUCAUGAGUGCAAAAGAAGCUAAAGAUUAUGGGCUCAUAGAUGGUGUCGUCAUGAACCCUCUUAAAGCCCUUCAACCACUAACAGCUAGUGCUGAAUAGUGUCGAUUGGUAUCACAUGUUUACACAUCAAUUACUGCUCUUCUAUCACAAGGCCAUUUCAGAGAAUGAACCAGAGAAGAACAUGAUAUUGCUUGUCCUUGCUAAGGGUUAGUGGUGGAUAUGUCUUUGCACUCCACAGAGAAGUAUUUGACAGUUUUUGAGUUGUUAUGCUGUGAAAUACGAGGCUUGAGAAACAGAUCGGUCUUAAAGGUCAAACAUUAUGGUCUGGUCUUCAUGGCCUCAUGGGUAGUGAAACGGUCUCAAAUUGGAAACGUGAUAUAUAUAGCUUUGAAGAUUCCAAUGUAUGUGAUCUAUGGAACACAAAA